Hippocampus zosterae (dwarf seahorse) is the source of this 1910-nucleotide messenger RNA. Its product is annotated as rho guanine nucleotide exchange factor 19. Gene Ontology annotation, biological process: intracellular signal transduction; activation of GTPase activity. The record is from RefSeq and is a predicted model, not a curated record. Lineage: Eukaryota; Metazoa; Chordata; Actinopteri; Syngnathiformes; Syngnathidae. Gene Ontology annotation, cellular component: cytoplasm; nucleus. The coding region runs from base 35 to 1771 and encodes 578 amino acids. The transcript has 12 exons. Gene Ontology annotation, molecular function: guanyl-nucleotide exchange factor activity.
UAAUCAGAGGGACAGUGGUCGCUCUGAAGGCAAAAUGGCUGACCUGGACAGCACCGACCAAGCCAGCAGCAGCUGCGGAAUAGGUGAAGACGUCUUCGCUCAACUGCUUGCUUACUUUGAAGGCACUUGGGCAGGAGAAGAGAAUAACCUUAAGUCCCGGUUUCUUACUAUGACCACGACAACGGAGGAGCCUGAUGUGCUGGUCUUGAACCCGGAAGAAUCUUUAAGUGGCCCGAUGGAAUCGAGUCAGAAUCACAGUCCUCCUUUAUUAGACAUAUCAACAGCCAUGAAGUCGGUUGCGAUGGGAAUGUGGAAUUUUGGGAAAAUGCAUUCCAUGCCAAAGUUAUUUUGGACUCCUGGACAUGAAGAAAACAAGUCUCCUUCUUUUCAUCCAGAAGAUCAGGAUACCACAGAAGAAGAGCCUGUGCAGGAGGACGACGAGGAGCAGCAGCAGCAGCGACAGGCCUUUGUGUCCUUCCACUCAAAGUACAUUCACGAAUGCCCCCUCUACCAGGACUAUUGUGUACAGGCGGUCAGAGAUGACCUCCAGAGGCUCAACACAAAGACCUCUCUGUCUGAACUGAUUGCCCCCCAGUACCUGCAGUGUCUGCAGUCCCGUCUCAGUCACCAAGAGUCCCCUCCACAGAGCUCACGUGGGUCAACCUCACCCGCUUCUCCGGAUCGUCGCGUGAUUCGCGUGGCGCCGUGCACACUGUGGCAAGACCUGGACGAGGUACAGGCUACCGGCUUGCUCGGCAGUCUGACGGCCCGACAGAUUCGACUUCAGGAGUCAAUGUUUGAGUUGAUCAGCUCCGAGGCAUCUUACUUGAGGAGCCUGGGCGUUGCUGUGGAUCACUUCUACUCUUCCAAGGCCCUCAAGCACACCUUGUCCCAGAUGGAGCACCAUACUUUGUUCUCCAACGUCCGUCACAUUAAAGCGGCAAGUGAAAAGUUUCUCAUGGACCUGGAGAGCCGCCUGGGCAAGAGUGUGUUUUUAUCCCAGCUUGGGGACAUUGUACUUGACCACUGUCCCGCCUUCCGCACCCACUACGUGCCCUACAUUACCAACAUGAUGUACCAGGAGGCACUUAUCAAUCAGCUGUUGCAGCAGAACCGUGACUUUGUGUCAUGUCUCGAGCAGCUCGAGGGCGAGCCGGUGUGCCAGAGACAGCGUCUUAAGUCCUUCCUUGUCCUUCCUUUCCAAAGAAUCACUCGUAUUAAGCUCAUUCUGGAGAAUAUCCUAAAACUGACUGAAGUGGAUUCAGAUGACGUGUCCUAUCUUCACAAAGCCAAGGAGGCCAUACACGGGAUCGUGAUUGAGUGCAACGAGGGCGUCAAAAAAAUGAAAGUCAUCGAGGAACUGGUCUCCCUUGAGAUGCUGCUGGAUUUUGGCAAACUGAAGGCGAUUCCUCUCGUCAUAAGCGGACGUUUUUUGGUGCACCAGGGUCCCUUGAGCCUGCUGACUGUGGAGACCGGCCCGAACCCCAGAAUGCCCCUCACCAAUAUCUACCUUCACCUCUUCAACGACUUGUUGAUCCUCUCCUCAAAAAAGGAGCAGCGCUUCCUGGUGGAGGACUAUGCAAAGUUCCCCACAUACGUGCGCGUUGCAUCUCUGAAGACGGAAGCUCUUGGAGCUCAUGGUCUACCGCCCGAAUCCUUCCUGCUGCAUCUCUCUCGAAGUCACACUGGACAUGCAACCGCCAUGAUACUAGUUGCACACAGCAGGUCAGACAAGGAGCAGUGGAUGAGGGUGCUAAAGAGCAGUGACUGAUUUGGGUUUUAUUUUUCCCUUUUCACAUCCUUUGUGCACUUUGGUGGAAAUCUAACACAAAGUUUAAGGCCCUUGAGCACAAUCACAACUGAAAUUCACUUGAAUAAUUCACUUACCUUUUUCUCUAAGCACAUCUAUA